GUACAGAUGUGGAAAGUCAUUUGACUGAUGAUUUUAUGCUACAAGAGACCAUGAAUUGCCGCUGUGCCUCUCUCUGUAUUAGUGCUAUAGCUGUGCUUCUCACUCCUUUUCACCAUUUGACUUUGGUGGAGGCUGGGAAGCUUCUUGUGGUACCAAUUGAUGGCAGUCAUUGGCUGAGUAUGCGGGAUGUUCUGGAUUUACUGCAUCAGCAGGGGCACCAUGUUGUUGUAAUCGCUCCAGAAAGUACUAUACAUGUGAGCAGCUCUCCAAGCUACCACCUCAAGGUCUAUCCAGUAUCCAUCUCUCAAGCACAAAUGAAAAAACACAUCUCCUCCUUCACUUUUGAGAUUUUUACCCCAAGGCCUCUCCUCCAGAAAUUGCAAAAAAUACGUGAAAAUCUGAAAGAAGGAGCAGAGCUUAUGAUGGACACUUGCAUUCACAUGUUGAACAAUAGUCACUUAAUACAAUUCUUGGAAGAGAGCUCAUUUGAUGCUAUCUUUACAGAUCCAAUGCUGCCAUGUGGUCAGAUACUUGCCGAGCACCUCACUGUACCUUCUAUCUACUUCAUGCAUGGGAUUCCUUGCAAUUUAGAUACAAAAGCCUCUAAGUGCCCACUACCUUUAUCUUAUGUCCCACAAAUGUCCACCGGCUUGACAGACCAUAUGACCUUCACAGAACGGGUGAAAAACAUUUUAGUCAAGAAUGUUAUAGUGCGAACCACUGAUUUUUUCAUGUGCAGGCUAUUCUAUAAACCUUUUGCACAGCUGGCUUCGGACUUCCUGAAGAAGGAUAUUACUGCUGUGGAUCUUUUCAGCCGGGCUUCCAUCUGGCUGAUGAGAUAUGACUUUGCUUUCGAAUUUCCCAGACCUAUAAUGCCAAACAUGGUGUUGAUAGGAGGCAUAAAUUGUGUACGCAAAAAGCAUCUUUCACAGGAAUUUGAACAGCUGGUGAAUAGCUCUGGAGAACAUGGAUUUGUGGUUUUUUCAUUGGGUUCCAUGGUGUCAGAAAUACCUAUUGAUAAGGCUAUAGAUAUUGCAAAGGCUCUAGGAUCUAUUCCACAAAAGGUGUUUUGGAGAUAUACAGGGAAAGUGCCCCCAAACCUUGCAGAAAAUACCCACCUUGUGAAGUGGCUGCCACAGAAUGACCUGCUUGCUCAUCCCAAGGCUCGUGCCUUCAUCACUCAUGCAGGAUCACAUGGAAUCUAUGAGGCUAUCUGCAAUGCAGUCCCUGUGGUCAUGCUGCCAUUAUUUGGUGACCAAAUGGAUAAUGCAGUAAGGAUUGAGGCACGUGGUGCAGGAGUGACACUCAACGUUUUAGAUAUGACAUCAGAAGACUUGAGCAAUGCCUUAAAGAAUGUCAUUGAAAACCCAAGUUACAAGAAGAAUAUUGAGCGUCUGUCUGCUCUGCACCUAGACAGACCAAUCCAUCCUUUGGACCUUGCUGUGUACUGGGUGGAGUUUGUUAUGAGACACAAAGGAGCACCACACUUGCGCCCUGCAGCUCAUGAUUUGAACUUUUUUCAAUACCACUCCCUAGAUGUCAUUGGAUUCCUCCUCCUUGUGAUAAUCACUACACUAUUCAUUAGCCUGAAGUGUUCCUGCAUGGUGUUCCGAAGAUGCUGUGGUCGAAGAUCCAGUCCGAAGUCAAAAUCCAAAUCCAAAUCUAAGCCGGAGUAAAAUUCUGCUUUGAAUAGAAUAUUUCUUAAAUUCCUGAAUUUGCAAAGUCUCCUUAACCAUGUGAAUUCCAGAUUAGCACAAUAUUCAAGUGUUUUCAUGUUGUAGAACAGGGUUGUCCACCUCACUUAUUCAGACAAGGAUAACAACACUAUUUAUGAUAUGCCCUGUUAAUUGGAAUAAGUCAUAGACUUUGGUACAAUUUUGAAAGUGCUUCUUUAAUUUUUGGUAUGUAUGCAGUUCUGGAUGACAGUACUUAUUGAUAAUAACAUGUCUGCAAUAAAUAUUCUAAACUUAAGUCCCACAUAAUAAAUGCAUUAGUUUUGUACACAUUUAACAUACACAGAUUUGAAAUUAAAUAUAUGUGCACGAAACAGAAUCCUUUGCCUUGCAGUGUGUAGAAAUUGACAUUUAACUGUGUCAGCUGACCGUUCUUAACUCCAAAAAUAAUGUUUGAACAAGCAUACACUCUUUAUACAACAUUGUGUACAAUGGAUCUAGAUAGCACACAAUGCCAUUUAGAAGUCUCGAGUGAAAUAAAAAAGUAUUUGAAUGUA
Messenger RNA from Pelobates fuscus (common spadefoot toad), 2230 nucleotides. RefSeq names its product UDP-glucuronosyltransferase 1A1-like. The transcript is spliced from 6 exons. The record is from RefSeq and is a predicted model, not a curated record. Gene Ontology annotation, molecular function: UDP-glycosyltransferase activity. NCBI's taxonomy places the organism in Eukaryota, Metazoa, Chordata, Amphibia, Anura, Pelobatidae. Bases 36 to 1676 code for a protein of 546 amino acids.